Molecule: messenger RNA, 532 nt
Organism: Cervus elaphus (red deer)
Lineage: Eukaryota; Metazoa; Chordata; Mammalia; Artiodactyla; Cervidae
Product: costars family protein ABRACL
Exons: 1
Coding region: 79-324 (81 amino acids)
Biological process (GO): regulation of actin filament-based process
Source: RefSeq, a predicted model, not a curated record
CGUGGAAGAAGGCAACCAGCCCGCACCGACGCUGCCCCAGUUUUCUCGGAAAAAAACAGGAGGUAGAGAUAGGCAGCAAUGAAUGUGGAUCAUGAAGUUAAACUCUUAGUGGAGGAAAUUCAUCGUCUUGGUUCAAAAAAUGCUGAUGGAAAAUUAAGUGUGAAAUUUGGGGUUCUCUUCCAAGAUGACAAGUGUGCCAACCUCUUUGAAGCACUGGUAGGGACUCUCAAAGCGGCAAAGCGAAGGAAGAUUAUUACAUACUCAGGAGAGCUACUUUUGCAAGGUGUUCAUGAUGAUGUUGACAUUAUAUUGCUUCAAGAUUAAUGUGGUUUGCAUGGCUCUGUUUAUUGUAUUUUGUUUGUUUCUGGUAAACUGGAAUAUUAAGUCAAAGGACAAACAUAGGAACCUACUUAAUGUAUUUUUAUAGAACUUUAUAAACAAAAGGAGACUCAUUUUAGAAGUCUGUCCUUUUUUUUAUCUUGAAAACAAAUUUGUGUAUUACACUGUAAAAUGAACAAAACAUAUUAUUUUU